CUUUGACAUUUUAAGAUUUCAGAAAACAAUAAUAAAUUCAUCUGACUAUAAAAGAAAUACAUAGUCCAAUAGCAUGGGAUGGAAGCAACCGAGUUAUUUAUGAAAAUAUGUGGAGAUGAAUACUAAAAUUAUUACUCAUGGUGAACCAGGGAAAUUACUAGGCAACACAAGAAGAAAUUGUCCAUAUCAUAUACACAUUUAUAAACUGAGUGGUAGAAACUGUAAAGAUGAUCAGAAUGGAGUGCGAUUGCUUUCCCAAAUUGUUCAGUGACAUGGAAGAUGCUGGCAGCCAAACGACUACAGAAGGAAAACAACGGAUA
This is a messenger RNA of Acanthoscelides obtectus, 320 nucleotides long. The record is from the annotation of a GenBank genome assembly. Lineage: Eukaryota; Metazoa; Arthropoda; Insecta; Coleoptera; Chrysomelidae.